Molecule: messenger RNA, 630 nt
Organism: Trichobilharzia regenti
Lineage: Eukaryota; Metazoa; Platyhelminthes; Trematoda; Strigeidida; Schistosomatidae
Source: the annotation of a GenBank genome assembly
AUGCCAGUCUCCCGGUUAUUUCCUCUAAAUUGUCUCACACCGCCGAAGUUUCAUUACUGUCGUUGUACCUACUACAGAUGGCCCGUUAUUCUUUGUAGCGCCUCGACUUCAAGUAGUGGCAAGGCAGUCGCUCAAACUAAGGCAACUGAAAACUUGCCAUCGACAAAUGUCACAAUAAGAGUAAAACAAGCUACAAAAGAUGUGGGAUACUUCACCAUAGUUAUUGGUGGACUCGCACUUACUGGUGCUAUCCUUUAUACAAUUGUCCAAGAGCUUUUUUCAAGCAAAAGUUCGAAUGGUGUUUAUAAUGAUGCCUUCAAGAUCUGCAAGUCAGAUAACAGAGUCUUGAAUCUUCUUGGAAGUUCUAUCAAGGCCCAUGGUGAUCCAAAUAGUCGUGGUCGUAGAAGAAACAUUGCUCAUGAUUCUUGGUAUGACGACAAAGGCCGACUCCAUAUGGCAAUGAAAUUUCACCUCGAUGGUAAUUUGGCAUCUGGUGUUGUUCAUCUGGAAGUUGUAGAAAAUGAAUCCAAAGAAUUUGAAUAUCGUUAUCUAGUCCUCGAAACAGAUGCUGGAUUUUCAAAGAAACAAAUUAUUCUUCGUUCAUCAGCAGAUCUUCAAAAUCCCACUUAG